Molecule: messenger RNA, 1582 nt
Organism: Ahaetulla prasina
Lineage: Eukaryota; Metazoa; Chordata; Lepidosauria; Squamata; Colubridae
Gene: AMN1
Product: antagonist of mitotic exit network 1 homolog
Exons: 7
Coding region: 151-939 (262 amino acids)
Biological process (GO): SCF-dependent proteasomal ubiquitin-dependent protein catabolic process
Cellular component (GO): SCF ubiquitin ligase complex
Molecular function (GO): protein binding
Source: RefSeq, a predicted model, not a curated record
GAGCGAACUCCGCGGCCUUUGGGAGGGCUGGGAGGGGCUGAGCGCGCCCAUUCUGAGGAAAUGAGCGACGGUUUGUGAGGCGGCGGGGCGACCCCGGCCUGGCCUGGCCUGGCCUGUGAGGGAAAGGAGGCGAGCGACCCAGGCUCUGCGAUGAGCCGUCGCUACGGAGGCGGAGGGACGGCUCCCUCGCUCCUGGAGCUAUGCCUUCAUUGUUUAACAAGAAACAUAUCCAAAUAUGCUGCAGAUAUUAAGUCUUUGCCUCCCAACAUAAAAGAUAAGCUGAUUAAAUCCUUGAGUAUCCAAGGAUGGAUAACAGAUACAAAUAUUAGCAUGGUUCUUCACCCUGCAGUGGAGGCACUAGAUCUUCGAGAUUGUGAUAUUUCAGACUCUGCCUUGCAACAACUUUGUAACUGCAGGCAUCUUAAAAAGAUAAAUGUAAAUGUUUGGAAAAACAACAGGCUGACCAUAACUUCUGAAGGAGUUGCAGCGUUGGCCUUAUCAUGCCCCUAUCUGCGGGAAGCCUCCUUUAAGAGAUGCAGCAACCUAACAGACAGUGGAAUCCUUGCUCUUGCCCUCAACUGCCCCCUUUUACAAAUAGUCAACAUAGGUGGAUGCUCCAACAUCACAGACGCAUCCUUACAAGCCCUUGGACAGAACUGUAAAUCCCUGCACAGUGUUGAUUUCUCAUCAACCCAAGUCACUGAUGAUGGUGUAAUAGCACUUGUUAGUGGAAUGUGUUCAAACAAUUUAAAGGAGAUUCAUAUGGAACAUUGUGUUAAUUUGACGGAUGCAGCCGUGGAAGCUGUCCUCACAUAUUGCCCUGUGAUAUACAUUCUGUUGUUUCAUGGAUGCCCACUCAUAACAGAUCGUUCCCGAGAAGCACUGGAGCAGCUGGUUGGACCCAAAAAAUUCAAGCAGGUUUCAUGGACUGUUUAUUGAUUUUUGUUUGAAAUUACAAGGCAUUGCUUCUUUCAUUUCCCUCCCUUCCCUCCCCCCCCCCAUUUCUGAGUCUUCUGAUUAAUUUGCAUGUUUGUUGUUGAUACUGUAGUCUCAAAUUGGAGAAGAGCAAACAUGCUUUUCAUGUUUGUUUUUCUCCAAAUUAGAUUGUAUCAGUGUUCUGAAUUUUUUCUUCAUGGAAGGAAGAAAAAAAAAGACAUUUUGUACCAAUAAGGACCAACAGUAAAUAAGGGAAUGCAAAAAGCAGAGAGAACACCAGUAAGCUAAUGGAGCAAAUAUCAUGGAAGCAUCAUCUUGUGCUGCCUGCUCUGAUGUCAUUUACUUGGGGACCAGUUCUAUUUCUAGGCAUCCAUUGUAACAAGAGCCAUGAUUUGUUUGUAUCUGAAUAAAACCUUCAAGAUGUACAGUGCAUGAUUUUCAUUUAACUCUAUUAAUAACCAGUCAUAAAAUUGUGUUUGUAGAACUCAAUAUUGUUAUUUUCAAGGCAAAAACCUUGCUUACAGGCUUUGCUGAUAUCGCAGAAUGGGAUGCCAUAUUCCCAUCUCUAAUUAAGGAGUUUUUAUUUAUUUGAUUUGUAACCCCUUCCUUCUUCUCAACCACCUAUUAAAGGCAACUUAUAGUAACA